Molecule: messenger RNA, 1072 nt
Organism: Hyla sarda
Lineage: Eukaryota; Metazoa; Chordata; Amphibia; Anura; Hylidae
Gene: SCT
Product: secretin
Exons: 7
Coding region: 152-571 (139 amino acids)
Cellular component (GO): extracellular region
Molecular function (GO): hormone activity
Source: RefSeq, a predicted model, not a curated record
GGCUUCCGUCGGAUCCAGGGAGCCAUCCUCUUCUGCCGCACGACAUUGCAGCCCGCACCGAUCACCGCAGCCGAUCCCGUCCCGCAGCCUCCACCGACGGAGACCAGCAGUGAAGCCUCAGAGAAGUAGCCCUUCAUUUCCCGAAGUAAUCAUGCCUGUAACAAUGGUGUUCAAAGCCUUGAUGGUUCUUGUGGUUUUCCUGCAAUUAUCAUGUACGUCCGCAUUACCUGGCAGGACCAGGAGACAUGUAGAUGGGAUGUUCACAAGUGAAUUCAGUCGGGCCAGAGGGUCGGCGGCAAUCCGAAAAAUUAUCAACUCUGCUUUAGCAGGAAAAAGAGACGUGAGAGAGAACAGUUACCAGGUGGAUUCUGCUAACUUGAACCUACAAGCUGAUUCUCAAAGUUCUCCAGAUCUGCUGGGAUUGACUGACAAAAGUGCAUUGGAAGCCAGCAGAUUACAGAUUAAGAGUCCUAAUGAUGUAGCAUAUGGUCAGCUAUGCUCCGCAAUCUUGGAUCUUUUGUACAGGGCGCCAUAUCCAUCACAGCAGCAACACAGAGCGCAGGAUUACUAGAGCUAAUAGCUAAUAUACUACAUGGAAAAAUCUAUUAGAAGCUAAACACAGCAAUCAUAGUCCACAUUCAUCCACAUUCCCCGCGACAAAUUAAGGAUUGAAAAGUUUAGAUGUUUCUACCCCAGCAACAUUACAUCACAACAAUGGACACCAGCAACGCUCUGCUAACUGGAGAUGUGCAACAUAUUGUUCAUGCACCGACACGUCUUCAUGGUUGGAUGGAUCGGCAUGAUUCAAUGGAAGAGCACAGGCUGCUAUAGAAUAACUAAAGAGGCUCUUCUAGUAAUCGUUGCUGAUCAUUGUCCCGUCACCCUCCGACACCUAGAUCCGGAACUUGUUCUGUCACAUCACUAUGAUCGCAGUUUGUUAGCCAUAUUUAUAUUAUAGCAGCUUAUUUAUUGAUAUUGUCCAACUCAUAGAAAUGUAGGAACAAGGGCUUUUUGAAAUGAAAAUGGUUUCCACCUGCAGUCGUAAUUGGUCAAGAAUCAGGAAGGAUCAGUC